UAGGCAUUGUUUUAUAAUAGAAAAUAAAAAGAUGAUAUUCCCUAUGGCCGAUAUCUUGAGAACUGUUCAUAGAAAUCAGUGAAUGCCCAUCUCUGUGCUUUUCCCCGUGCCUUCUUCACCUUUCUCUCACAUCAUUCUCUCCCACCCUCCUCCCUCUUCUCUACCCAGUUCAUUUCUUUCUACCCUUCUACUGCAACCACCGUCAACCACCUUCAACCAUCUGUUGCCGCGUGCAAAAAUGGAUUCCACCGCGCCCUCUCGCAACCCUCAUUUCCCCAGGCGUCGAGGACGGGGCGGCAGAGCAGGACGCCGUGGUAGAGAACGGUCCGUCUCUGCUGAAAACACAGCGAAGAAGGAUCCCAGAUCUGCCGAGACUACUGGGGGUAACAAUGCUGGGUUCAAGAUCUUGUCUAGAGUACCUGAGGCGGAACCUGCGACGGCUGAUCCUUCUCCUGUGGUCAAGACUGAGAGUGCUCUGGCUGAAGAGCAGUCUGUCCCGAUGGCCGAAGUUGAACCCGCCAGUGUGGCCAAGACUGAGAAUGUCUCUACAGGUGAACAGAAGCCCGCCUGUGUGACUGAGACUGAGACGACUGUGGUUGAAAUCGAACCUGCUUCUGUGGACACUGAGACAGUUACUGAGAAGACUGAACCCGUUUCUGUGACCUCUGGCGAGUCUGUCCCUGUCACUGAAAUGGUGUCCUUUGAAUUCCAUCAAGAGGAUAUUGUAACUGCCAAAAGCUUGGAAGACGAAAAACCUACUGGCAAGCCUGUUGUCAACAUCUGCAUCCGCUCUUGCACCCUGAAAGAAGCCUCCGUUGAAGCAGUCGAACCGAGCGAGUCUCCUCAGAAUGAAGCUGAUAAUCAGGCUGCGUCUACCCUUGGUCGAGGCUGUGAUAAGGAAGGAGAAGAAUCAAACAACCCUAGUGAUGAAGAUGUUGCUCGCAACGCUCGAAACAAUGGACCCAGAAAGAAUGGUCUAAGAGUCGCCAAAUCUGUCGCUGACAUCAGUGCAAAGGGACCUGUUUCUCUUCGCGAUGGCGAGCAGAUGCCAAAGUCCAACCGUGCUGUUAGCGAGCAGGCUCCCGUGAUUACCCCGAAAAAUGAGAAUUUAUGUCAGGUCACUCAAGCCGCUCAAAACAAGAGUGAUGACAAGACCCUUCUGAAUUCUGGGUCCGAUAAGAAUCUGAACGCCGAGAAGUCGUCUCCUUUGCAAGCCGUCGAGCCAGCCGUGAAGCCCAGUUUGAAGAAACCCGAGGAAGAGAUUUCGUUUGGCAAAUUCAAAGAGACAGACAAAGACAAAACUGCAGAAGACAAGACUGCAAAAGACAAGAUUGCCGAAAACAAAACUGUCGAGGAAGAGGCUGUUGAGGAAAGGAUUUCCAAAGACAAGACUACCAAAGAUAAGGCUACCAGAAACAAGACUAUCAAAGAAAAGAGUACCAAAGACAGCCCUGACAAAAAGGCGUUGCCUGAGAAGACCGGGGACAAGGCCAAGGAAAUCAAACGCGCCGAGUCUCCUACCAACGAAGAUAUGGAGAGCAUUCUUUGCACACAGUACGCUGCCGGUUACAAGACACCCAGCGGUGCUUUCCUACAGCUGCAGGAGCUUGUGAAGCUGGCAGCCGGUACGACCAAGAAUGGCGAUGGAGUCAAGUCUUACUUUCUCCCCACCUUCAUCGAGGAUCCAUGGGCUGGUCUCCCUGCCAUUAAGACCAAGUGUCUGCGACGGUUCUAGGCGACUUACAGUGUUGUGUGCUGUCAAUGAAAGUAAAGACGAGAUAGUUAUGCGAUGGAAACUGCGAGGGAGUGUUCUUUGACUCGAUUUAUUUCAAGCUCGGUGAUAGCCAUUAGUCACUCCAGGCGAGGCUUAGAUUCACGAUGGUGAUUGCAGCUUAUAGUACUAUAUAUAGCCGCAAGAUUCCAUCCUGAGAUUGAGCUGGUUCACAUUCCACGGAUCCAGGAUGUGCAAGGGGUGGAUAAGACCAUACCAUACCAUGGAUCAGGUGUCGGUAAGCUCAGAAUCAACGACACAACACUGUAUUACGAUGAGAAAAA
Molecule: messenger RNA, 2055 nt
Organism: Penicilliopsis zonata CBS 506.65
Lineage: Eukaryota; Fungi; Ascomycota; Eurotiomycetes; Eurotiales; Aspergillaceae
Exons: 3
Coding region: 83-1735 (550 amino acids)
Source: RefSeq, a predicted model, not a curated record